ACUGAAUAAGAAUAUGAGGGAGAUGUGGCGGAGAAUGUUCUACAUAAAUGACGGAUUGAUCGCUGUUGGCACGGCGAUGAAAUAUUGAGCUUGCUGGAGGUUUUGAUUUGAUUUUGUUUGAUGUUGAAGUUACGGAACAGCACAAUACUACCAUUCAGUAGACUGCUUCUAAACUUGAAUAGAAAGCAGCCUCGGUCCGACACUUGUCAACAUUAGAAUGGUCAAGUAGUUGGUGUAAUAGGUGCAACUGCUUCCCAGUGCGUCUUCUUCUGGUGGCUGAGUGGCCUCAGCUCACCAAAGGCAACCAGGGAGGGAGAGGAAGAGAGGAGAGAGGUAGAAACUAGGGCACUGUUAUCUGGCCCCCUUUUUUUUUACCAACCACCAGGCACAAGGCAGAGAAAGAGAAAGAAAGAGCCUUGAACUGGAUAGCAGGAGAGAGGAGAGGACACCAACGGCGAAGCGAAGCCGUAGACGAGACGGGGGGAACCUCUGGAGUCAACGUCCGACGUCAAGGACCUGAGAACAACAAGGCAACCCUCACAGGAAGUCACACGCUAUCUAUACGCAGCUACAUAACACACACACACACACACACUUGUCGAUCGGCAACAUGUUUGAGGAGCAGGCGACCAAGGUCAAGAUCACGUCCGUGGUGAUUGUUGUGGGGAUGUCGGCGAUGCUGGCGGCGGUAGUCACCGACCACUGGGCAGUGCUCAGCCCUCGGGUGGAGAAGCUCAACGCCACCUGCGAGGCGGCCCACUUUGGCCUCUGGAGGCUCUGCAAGAAAAGCAUCUUCAUCGUGGAGGAAGACCCCCAGGGCAAAGGCUGUGGCCCCAUCAGCUUACCCGGAGCUAAAAACUGUUCCUACUUCAAACACUUUACAUCGGGGGAAGAAGCUGAAGUUUUUGAAGUCAAGACCCAGAAAGAAUACAACAUCUCAGCUGCAGCCAUAGCCAUCUUCAGCCUGUUCUUCAUGAUUCUGGGCACCCUCUGUGUCAUUUUCUCUUUUGGGAAGGGGCGGGACUACCUGCUCCGACCUGCUGGGAUGUUCUUCGCAUUUGCAGGUCUUUGCAUCAUCAUUUCUGUUGAGGUAAUGCGUCAGUCUGUCAAGCGCAUGAUCGACAGCGAUGAGACCAUCUGGAUUGAAUACUACUACUCCUGGUCGUUUACCUGCGCCUGCGCGUCCUUCACCCUGCUCAUCCUCAGCGGGGUCGCCCUGCUCCUCAUCUCCAUGCCCCACAUGCCACGUAAUCCCUGGGAGACCUGCAUGGACGCUGAGCCGGACACCUUAGAUUAGCCAUGGGCGAGGUAACACGCAUAUCUGGUCUGAGCGACAAAAGAAAAACUACCCGCAGUUUUGCGUCUUUUAGCCCUUUAACCACCUAUCUCACAAAUCACUAUUUCAUGAAUAAAAAAAUAAAGAAAAAAAGAAAAAUACAUCUACAGACCUUAAAAAAAAAUUGUAAGUGCAAAUAAAAUUGCUCUGAAAGCGAAUGGUUUCUAUUCUGUUAUUACUGCAACUUAUUCUCCAAAACAUUACAAAAGAAUUUUCCACUUUCUGUGUCCAUUGGUUUCGCUACAUAUUAGAAAAAUAGUUGAAUCAGCCUGUGUGUGCGAGAUAAACUCAGCAAAAACAAUGAUAUUUUUUUGUUACCUACGAAUGUGUAAGCAGUUAGGGGCAGGAAUUGUUUUGUAAAAUGUCUUUUUUAGAACCCGUAUAUGCCCUAGAUUUAUACCUAAGUGGGCCUAUGAUAGGCACAAGGCUCCAAACAAAAACAAAAAAAGAGAAAAAAACUCUAUAUACAUACUUGUGCUCAUAGAAUCUAGGGUUACAGUAGGUAACCACUGUCACAUAACUCAUUUUUAACCACAGCUUUUUCCAUUCUAUAUAAAUUAUGUUGUUGCUGCUGUGUGAAAAUCUUGAGACAAGCACGCUUUCUUUUAAGUGUCUUUUUUUCUUUUUUGGUAAGGGUUAGGGUUAUUCACGCUUCAAUAACAGAUUACUGUUUCAACAAAAACAACAACAAUAAUAAUUUUUUUUUUCUUUUCUUAAGUAGACCUUACAUAACUGUUGCAUAUUGUCUACGUCCAGCGUGUUAUUUCUUUCUGUGAGUCACUCUGGCCCUGGAGUCAUUCAGCUAGUGCAGGUGCAGCGAAAUUAAAGCUUCACAAAUGAUGCUGUUUCACAAGGGGACACAAGAAGAAAUGAUUACAUUUAGUUCUGAGUUUCUUUAGAGAGGAACAUUGCGCUUUGUUUUUCUUUCUUCAAUCAAACAGUUUUCUGGGCUUGUUUACGGGUUUUGUAUUUCAGAAGAUGAAUUUUAUAUGCUCUGCUGUGAUUACAAGUAUUCUGCCAUGAUAUUCAAGUGGACGCAGAUGAUUUUCUGUUUUUUCUCCACAUGCUAUAGUUGUAAGUUUCCCUCUGCUUCCAUUACUGUAGUCAUGUGAAGACCAAUAAAACAUUUCCUACAUUA
Molecule: messenger RNA, 2474 nt
Organism: Mugil cephalus (flathead mullet)
Lineage: Eukaryota; Metazoa; Chordata; Actinopteri; Mugiliformes; Mugilidae
Gene: cacng1b
Product: calcium channel, voltage-dependent, gamma subunit 1b
Exons: 4
Coding region: 611-1297 (228 amino acids)
Biological process (GO): regulation of calcium ion transmembrane transport via high voltage-gated calcium channel; calcium ion transmembrane transport
Cellular component (GO): membrane; L-type voltage-gated calcium channel complex
Molecular function (GO): voltage-gated calcium channel activity; calcium channel regulator activity
Source: RefSeq, a predicted model, not a curated record